GCCGCUUUUUGUUUAUGCUGUCGACAGCGGAUGACAGCGACUGCUGAGCUUCAGAGGAAACGCCACCGUUGUCUUCAUACAUCCAUGGUGGGAGUAAUAUGCUGCGUUUGUGAUAUUGUGAGGCUAACUAUGUUUUAAGUUAAUGUUUCGGUCUAUUUAUUAAAAGGCCUUUGUCUUUGAGAACGGGUACGGGAAAAGUUUCCUGGAUAGCUGUUCAUAGCAGUCGCAGUCCGUUAGCUAUAGCUAAACCGGAGACUGGAUCUUAAUUAGUCCAAACGGGACCAGCCCCAGGAGCCAGGAGCAGCAGUCAGUCACACCCUUGUCUGGGGUGAGGAGCCCUGUCUGCGCAGCAACCUGGAACUGCUAUCCAUCACAUGUGACGAUGUUUUAUAUAUGAUUCCCAUUAGCAUCAAGCUUCUUCUGCAGGGGUUUCCGAACAAUAUUGUGAGUUAACAGGGAAGAGUGGACUGGAUAUGACUGACUCAUCGUCAUGGCACGGACAGUGGAGAUAACCCCGAACAGUCUGUCUGCUGCAGUGCCAACCAGACAGCAUCACAGCUAACUACGUUAUUUACGUUGCUAGUUAUUUAUAUUCAAUCGUUUUUAGUACUAACUUCCCCUCAACGUGGCAUUAUAAAUACCACCAUGUAUACGUUUGUCACCCGUGACGAAAACAGCACUGUUUAUGCAGAAGUUUCCAAAAUCCUCCUCUCUUCCGGACAAUGGAAAAGGCUGAAAAGAGACAAUCCCAGAUUCAAUUUGAUGCUUGGGGAACGGAACAGACUACCCUUUGGACGUCUGGGUCAUGAACCAGGCCUGGUGCAGCUGGUGAAUUACUACAGGGGAGCAGACAAGCUUUGCAGGAAGGCGUCCUUAGUCAAGCUUAUAAAGACGAGCCCAGAGCUGUCCGACUCCUCUAACUGGUUCCCAGAAUCCUACAUCAUCUAUCCCACUAACCUCAAAACCCCUGUGGCUCCAGCUACCAAUGGAAUUAGCCACCUGAAGAGCAAUCCCAAAACAGAUGAACGAGAGUUUUUUUUGGCGUCCUAUCACUCUAAAAAAGAAAGUGGGGACGGCACAGUGUGGAUAGCCAAGUCUUCUUCUGGAGCUAAAGGUGCUGGAAUUUUGAUAUCCCAUGAUGCUAAUCAGCUGCUGGAGUACAUUGAUAAUCAGGGACAGGUUCAUGUUAUUCAGAAGUACCUGGAAAAGCCUCUGCUUCUGCAGCCGGGAAAUCGGAAGUUUGACAUCAGGAGCUGGGUGCUAGUGGACCAUCAGUACAACAUAUAUUUAUACCGGGAAGGCGUGCUGCGGACGUCCUCGGAGCCCUACAACAGCUCCGACCUGCAGGACAUGACCAGCCACCUGACCAACCACUGCAUCCAGAAGGAGCACUCCCAGAACUACGGGCGGUACGAGGAGGGGAAUGAGAUGUUCUUCGAUGAGUUCAGGCUGUACCUGCUGAACACUCACAAUGUCACGCUGGAGACCUCCAUAUUACCUCAGAUCAAACAGAUCAUCAAGAGCUGUCUGACGUGUAUCGAGCCGUCAAUCAGCACCAAGCACCUGUCCUACCAGAGCUUCCAACUCUUCGGGUUUGACUUCAUGGUGGACGAAAGCUUCAAAGUGUGGCUCAUUGAGAUCAAUGGAGCUCCAGCCUGUGCACAGAAACUGUAUUCAGAGCUGUGCCAAGGCAUUGUGGAUGUGGCUAUUUCCAGUGUGUUCACCCUGAACAGCAGCGGCGACUCCUCGUCUGCUUCCUCUUCACCUUACUCAUCCUCCCCAUAUUCCUCCUCUCCAUCCUCCAUGUUCACCACCAACUCCUGCUCCUCUCCUAAAAUAAGAGGGCCUCUUCACGUGGGCCCUUUCACUCGACUGUAAGCACACUCAAACAAUCCCCUCGUCUCCUCUGUACGGCUUCCUCCUGCUCUGUCCUCACUAGUAACUCCCAUUGAGAAGUACCUUUUGAUUGUACCUCUCCUAGCUGUGCUGCAGAAAUGAUCUUGUCAUUAUGCAUCUGGGAGGUCGGGGAUAAAUCGACAAACUUUGUGGGAGUUUCCGAAUGAGGACAGACACCCUUCCAUCUCAGUCCCAUCGCUGGUUUCUCCACAAGCAGAUUAAAGGAGGACUGAAGGAUGCUGAGACUGUAGUGCCUUACAUUUCCAGCCAUGCUCCCUUAAAAAAAACUGCCAGUUAGCUUGCUCUGUUACUGUGACUCGUACUUAUUCUAUAAGCCUUUGCACUGUUGCUCAAUAAAGUCAACGCUCCCAUGAUCAGUCAACAAUUAUUAGUGUGAAACAAAUUCAUUGGCAUUGAAUUUUUGAAAUUUUGAAUGCUAGUUUUUAUUAUAAUUCUUUUUUUAUUGACGUUUCUGUCCAGUUCAGAAUUGUGGAAAGGCUUACAGCGAUCAAAAGUUGAUACAAUUUGAAAAACUAAAAUAUAACCCUUAUCUGUCUAAUAAAUAAUGAAGAAGUCAAGAUCAAGGUUUCUCUUAACUCAGCCUUGUGGACAGAACACGAUUUGCAUUAAGGACAGAUGGUCAUAAACAGGGAGACCUUCCAGUUCUGGUAAACCCAAUCCGUCCGUACAAGUGUCCCUGACCUCUGACCUCUACAGGAGGGACAGAGAAUCCCCUGAAGGGGAUCAGUAUUAGCCAUCAUUUUUCUGUUCUUAACAAUUUGUUUAGAAAUUGUCUAUCUACAGAAAUGUUGGUGUUUUAUUUUUUGUUCGAAGAGAGCAUGUUUGUGUGAAAGCAUGUAGUACAAAGCAUCCUCAUACCAGCCCCGCAAAGUAAAGCACCUUCUGCUCUGGUUUUGUAAAGAGCUGCUCUAAUGUCUGUUUUAUUUCUGAUAUCUGAAAAGCUAGACCGUCCUUGUAGAGUGUCGUCAACACGUGUGUAGAUUGAUUUUGAGCUGUUGUAAUGGGCGUAGAGUAGAUUGUACAAAGUGUGUUACAGACCCCAUGAACUGAAGCUGACGUGAUGAACAGACAGAGAACAUACAACACUAAUUCAAAGUAUUUUCACUGCUCUUGUACAGCUUACUAUGUCAGAUGUGUUGUUACCAAAGACAGUGGGCAGCCAGCGGCUAUAAGGAAGUCACAGACACAUCUUCAUCACUGCCUCUUCUUCAGUUUUAUCUGGUGUUCAAUCAUGUCUUAACUGUUUUUUUUACACUUGUUUUAUUUGUUUAGUGAUUUUACUGUUUUGUUUCAUGGAGCCCUUGGAAUAUUUCAUUUGUCUGAAUGUCUUUGUAGAGAAAUAAGAGUCUGAGGGGAACACCUAUUUUAUGUUAAUGUUUUUAGAAGGGAAUAUUUCCUCAGACAUUGACCUUUAAAUUACCUGAAGAUUUGUGAGUUGCAUGAUGGGUAGACCACUCAUUUGGCUCCUUCUACCAGAGAAUAAGUCAGUAUAGGAGUUUUACUAUGCCUCUCCUAUUGUUAGAACCCCUGCUGUUCCUCUAUUCUGACCUUGAUUCAAGAGGCUUUACAUCCCAUGUUGUGAGUAACAUUAGUUAAGGGACAACUUUGGAGCAUUUAUUUAUGUUUGAAUUGACUGUGUUUGUGUUUACAAGAUGUAAAUGAAGGAUAAGUAAGUUGAAGGUGAGAAACAUGUGCAGAGCAGAUUACACUGACAAGAAAUGAGUUAUUGUAAAGAUAUGAUGAAUGCAUUUAUGUAUUGCAAUGCCCUGAUGUAGCUAAUAAUAAGGAAAAAUAUCAAUGUAGUUUUGUCAUUAAUUUGUGGUUACAAAUACUUUUAUUGUUUUGUUGCUGGUUAAAAAAAACAAUGCAAACAAUCAGUAUUUGCUUUUAAAUUCUUAGGGAAAAGCCUUUCCAUCGAAGGGACGGGUGCCUUAGGGGGAAUUGCAUAUUGGUGAAAAGAAGCAAUUAGACCUCCAGCGUUUUAAAGCACCUUCGUUGUUGUAUUGAAGUGGUUUCGCCUCAUUGAUAUGACCUCUUGAAUUUGAUGAUGUCAUUUUCUCAGUUGAUCAUGUUUUGUCAUAUUAUUCGUGGGUUUCCUCAUCUUUACCAAAGAUCUUAUCCCUGCUGUGUUUUCAUUGUCCAUGUUUUGUAGUUGCUGUUUUCCGGACAUUAUUGCAUCAAUUGGCCAACAACAGAAGGGUCACAUUCAGAGGGAUGUCUGUGUGCUGUGUUUUUAUUCAGUAAUGCUUUAUCCAAAAUCUUGCAUGAACAUUUGUCUUUAUCAGAAAUGAUAUUAUUAGAAUAAAAAAAGAUUACUAUUAAAA
Messenger RNA from Eleginops maclovinus (Patagonian blennie), 4241 nucleotides. It is a transcript of the gene ttl, whose product is annotated as tubulin tyrosine ligase. Lineage: Eukaryota; Metazoa; Chordata; Actinopteri; Perciformes; Eleginopidae. Gene Ontology annotation, molecular function: tubulin-tyrosine ligase activity. Gene Ontology annotation, biological process: protein modification process; microtubule cytoskeleton organization. The record is from RefSeq and is a predicted model, not a curated record. Gene Ontology annotation, cellular component: spindle microtubule.